Molecule: messenger RNA, 4289 nt
Organism: Syngnathus typhle (broad-nosed pipefish)
Lineage: Eukaryota; Metazoa; Chordata; Actinopteri; Syngnathiformes; Syngnathidae
Product: polyamine-transporting ATPase 13A3-like
Exons: 31
Coding region: 592-4134 (1180 amino acids)
Biological process (GO): intracellular calcium ion homeostasis; polyamine transmembrane transport
Cellular component (GO): late endosome membrane
Molecular function (GO): ATP hydrolysis activity; ATP binding; P-type transmembrane transporter activity
Source: RefSeq, a predicted model, not a curated record
CAGGUUGCAAUAGAGAGUGAUAAGUGAAUUUGAGGCAAAAAAAUAAUAAUCUUUGCGAUAAGUGUACAAUACCGCACCUCCAUAACAGAUGGUGUGACAUUUGUAAUACGGCAUAUUGUACUGUUUGCACUUAAGCCUGUUUGUGUAACUCAGACAUAUGUGUGCAACUAUUCGAGGCGUGAUUAGAUGAGGUCUGAGAUUGACCCCGAUUAUUAGGAUUGUGGAGUUUUCAUGAGACACAAUUCCAUCAUCAUUCAUUUUAAAAAAUCGGAUCUUUUGAUUGUCUUUUUUUGAGCCAGCAUGUGUUUUUGCUUUCCACUCAAAUAAUAGUUUCUCGUGUGCUUUUCUAUGUAAAACACACUGUUAUGCUAACCGAUUUUUUUCAUUCGAGCUUGCUGUAUGCUUUUGCCUCCAGCUAAGCCGCCCAUUGUUGACCUCUUUAGUAUUCAUUUAUUUUGUUUAAAAAUGGUCUCUUACUGCUGUCAUGUGCAAACAAAGUGAGUUGAGUUGACAAAGUGAAGUCAUACAUUAUUAUAGCUGCACAACGCAGAGGAAAGAGGGACGAUAACACGUGGUUCUUCUUUUGUCAGUAUGAAGAGCCAAGAAGUGAAGCUCGUCAAUAAAAGCCUGGAGGAUGAAAUGGAAGUAUGGGGAUACCGACUUUGCCAUUGGAAAAUUAUCGUGGUAGGCAUAGGUACCCUUCUCUCCGGUGGUCUCUUGCUCCUGCUCCUCUACUCUUUGCCGGAGUGGGGCGUCAAAGCCACCUGCACGCUUACCUCACUGAGGGAAGCACAAACACUGCUACUCAGGACCACGGAUGAUUUCAAGCAAUGGUUUCGCGCCGAAGUAAAAGUGAUGGCGGCUCCUGGGAAGACCCCCUUUGAUAAUGUGGAUCAUCAAUCCAAAGCUCAGAUGGAUGGCGAGGACCCCAAAAUCUCCCAAAGUCUUCUACAUAAGGAGCGGAUCAGGAAAUCCUCAAAUACAAAGUUUGCAAAGGUCCGUUAUUUUAUCCACCACAGCAUUAAGUAUUACUGGAAUGAAGGGAGCCAGACCUAUGAAUCAUUUCAGGGUUUGGAAGACGCCAAGGUGAAGUGUGCAGCAAUCCACACUGACCACAGCUCUGGACUCACAAAAUCACUCCAAAAGUACAGAGCUUUUUUUUUUGGUGAGAAUGUGAUCGAUGUAAAAAAUCCAUUUUCACCAAAACACUUCAUCAAAGAGGCCCUGAAUCCUUAUUACAUCCUGCUGUUUGCCGCUUUCAUUCUGUGGUUUAUUGAGGGCUAUUACUACUAUUCAUUGGCCAUCCUUCUAAUGGCAGUUAUUUUAAUAGCCGCUUCUUUUUACAACAUUCGAAAGAAUCAUGUCAAACUCCACAAGAUGGUAGAAGGACAUUGUAUGGUUCGCGUUUCAGUAUGCAGAGGGAAUGAAGGUGUCGAACAGGUCACUUCGACCGAGCUUGUGCCCGGUGAUGUCAUCACUAUUCCGGCCAAUGGGAUGAUCAUGCCCUGUGAUGCUGUGCUCAUCUGUGGCACUUGCACUGUUGACGAGAGCAUGUUGACAGGGGAGAGUGUUCCUGUAACAAAGAACAGUGCACCAACUUCAGGCGAGGAUGCUGAGAGGAUCUACGAUACAGAGAAACACAGACACUACACACUCUUCUGUGGCUCACAUGUGAUUCAAAGUCGUCACUAUGGUGCCGAGCUGGUGAAAGUGGUUGUAGUGAAAACAGGCUUCAGUACAAAAAAGGGUCAGCUUGUGCAUUCCAUCCUCUACCCGAAACCCACUAUCUUCAAACUGCACCGUGAGGCCACACAGUUCCUGAUGUGUAUGGGAGUGGUGGGAAUGAUUGGCUUCGUCUACUCCAUCAUUAGCAAUGUCAUAAAUGAGCUUCCUGUUCACACGAUCAUCUUUCAGGCUUUCAACAUCAUCUUCAUUGCUGUGCCUGUGUUCUUACCUAUGACAUUGACUGUCGGUCUUGUGCAUGCACAGCGGCGCUUGAAGCGAGACGGCAUCUCUUGUAUCAGUCCGCAAAGAAUCAACAUCUCUGGUCAGCUGAACCUGGUUUGCUUUGACAAGACUGGCACCCUCACUGAAAACAGUUUGGACCUGUGGGGUAUUCAGAGAGCUGAAAACGGCACUUUUUCAGCUCCAAACACUGAGGAGGUAAAAGGGAGUCUGGCGAAGAAUUCUUUUGUCACCUGCAUGGCUACCUGCCACUCAUUGACCAACAUAGACGGUAAACUCUGUGGAGACCCUUUGGACGUCAAAGUGUUCAGCGCCACCGGCUCGAUCCUUGAGCAGGCAAGCGAAAAACAAACUGGACUUUACAAUAUCAAAAUUUCCACUGUCGUACGAUUCCCACAACAGUCCGGUGAAUUUGCCAUUGUGCGCCAAUUGCCCUUCUGCUCGGCACUGCAGAGGAUGAGUGUGGUUGUCCAGCAGCUGGGACAAAAACACUUGGAGGUUUACCUGAAAGGAGCACCAGAGACUGUGGCUAACCUCUGCAAGCCGCAAACAGUUCCACAAAACUUCAUUGAGACCCUGGAAACAUACACGCGGCAUGGCCUCAGGGUUAUCGCUCUGGCUCAUCACCAACUUGAGUCGGAACUCUCCUGGUCCAAACUCCAGAGUCUGAGCAGAGAGCAGAUAGAAACUGAUAUGGACUUCCUUGGUUUGAUCAUCAUGCAGAAUAAAAUCAAAGAACAGACUGCUGUUGCUUUACUUGAGUUAAGACGAGCCAAUAUUCGAACUUUAAUGGUGACAGGUGACAACAUGUUGACAGCAAUAUCAGUGGCUCGAGACUGCGGAAUGAUUCCAGACCAUGAGAAAGUCAUUAUUGCAGAUGCCAUGCCUCCUUUUGCUCAAAACCCCGCCAAAAUCACAUGGCGCUACUUGGAGAACCCUGUUAUAAACAGUAUUUUGACUUCUGAGAUCAGAUUUGCUGGCGACGAACUGGGCAGUGAGGAGGCUGGCUAUCACUUCGCUGUGAGUGGCCAAUCCUUCAAUGUCAUCACUGAACACUUUCCACAACUCCUUCAAAAGCUCCUCCUGAGAGCCACCGUGUUUGCCCGCAUGACUCCGGACCAGAAGACUCAGCUGGUGCAAGCCCUACAGAGCAUCGAUUAUUGUGUCGGGAUGUGUGGGGAUGGUGCUAACGACUGUGGGGCCCUUAAAAAAGCUCACAGUGGGAUUGCUCUGUCUGAGCUGGAGGCCUCUGUGGCUUCCCCCUUCACCUCAACAAUCCCAAACAUCUCCUGCAUUACCAACCUCAUCAGGCAGGGCCGUGCUGCUCUUGUCACGUCUUUCUGUGUGUUUAAGUUAAUGGCUGUCUUCAGCCUCAGCUGGUUCUGCAACAUGAUUAUGCUCUUCAUGGUUGGCGACGGAUUUGGGGACUUCCAAUACAUUUUUAUUGACUUUGGCAUUAGUAUGUUUAUCCCCUUUACAAUGAGCCUGAACCCUGCAUGGAACACGCUGGUGCAUCGUACGCCUCCAUCCUCUCUGCUUUCUGGGCAGAUGCUUUCCUCCGUUUUUUCUCAGAUCCUCAACAACGUGCUCUUCCAGUGCAUGGCGUUCGUCUUAGUACAACAACAGAGUUGGUAUCAAACACCUGAGUCAAUUGCGUGCAACGAGACCGGCUUCAGCUUCAAUGAAAGUGAAGCUGAAGAAACACAACGCUUUAAGAGCUUUGAAAACACAUCCAUAUUCUAUGUCUCCACUUUGCAGUUCUUGAUUGUAGCCAUUGUCUUCUCCAAAGGAAAACCCUUCAGGAAACCAAGUUAUAAAAACUGGUCUUUUGUGUUAACCUGCUCAAUUCUGUAUGCUUUUAUCUUGUUCAUCAUGCUGCAUCCAAUUUCGGUAUUUGAGGACCUAAUGGAGAUUGGGUGUCUUCCCUACGACUGGCGCAUUACACUUCUCAUCAUUAGUAUAGCACAUGCUGUUGUGUGUUGCACAGUGGAGAUGGUGAAUGACCGUUGGGGCUCAGCCUUCUUCCUCUCGACUUGCUGUCGGCAAAACCGUCCUCCAAAGAAGAAAUACAAAUGUCUAAAACUCCAGGAUGAGGCUGACUGGCCUCCCGCACCGUCAACUAUCAGCUUUGCCAACACUGCUCAAUACCACAGGUCUGUUACUUUUUGACAUCCACCAGCUCUUGCAAUUUUUUAAUGCACUUCAUAAUUAACAGAGCACCACCUACUAUUAAUGUAUUCCUCCACAAAUAAAUGUAUUUUCUUAUUAUUCCAAGCCCAACGCAAAUUUUUGUGGUGAUUGAUUUACUACAUCUAAAGCAGAGG